Messenger RNA from Anopheles marshallii, 1002 nucleotides. Its product is annotated as L-lactate dehydrogenase. Gene Ontology annotation, biological process: carboxylic acid metabolic process. Bases 4 to 1002 code for a protein of 332 amino acids. The record is from RefSeq and is a predicted model, not a curated record. Lineage: Eukaryota; Metazoa; Arthropoda; Insecta; Diptera; Culicidae. The transcript has 4 exons. Gene Ontology annotation, molecular function: L-lactate dehydrogenase (NAD+) activity. Gene Ontology annotation, cellular component: cytoplasm.
GCAAUGUCUGAAGUGAAAGCGAAGCUGCUCACCCAGAUUGCCGAACCGAUGACCUCGUCCGGCAACAAGGUCACCGUGGUCGGGAUCGGUCAGGUCGGCAUGGCCUGUGCAUUCAGCAUUCUGACCCAGAAUGUGUCCAGCGAGGUGGCCCUCAUCGAUGUCAACGCGGACAAGCUGCAGGGUGAGAUGUUGGAUCUGCAGCACGGUUCGGCAUUCAUGAAGAAUGCCCACAUCAACGCCGGAACCGAUUUCUCUGUAUCAGCUGGAUCACGUUUGAUCAUAAUUACGGCUGGCGUGCGCCAGAAGGAGGGAGAAAGUCGGCUCGAUCUUGUCCAGCGUAACACCGACAUCCUGAAGGGCAUCAUCCCCAAGCUGGUCGCCCAAAGCCCGGACUGCAUCUUGCUGGUUGUGUCGAACCCGGUCGAUAUCCUCACAUACGUCGCGUGGAAAUUGAGCGGUCUGCCGAAGAACCGUGUCAUCGGAUCGGGUACCAACCUCGACUCGUCCCGUUUCCGCUUCCUGAUGUCGCAGAAGUUGGGCGUUGCUCCCACCUCCUGCCACGGUUGGAUUAUCGGCGAGCACGGUGACAGUAGCGUACCGGUGUGGUCCGGCGUCAAUGUGGCCGGUGUACGGUUGGCCGAAAUUAACCCAACGAUCGGCACCGAUGCGGAUACGGAAAAGUGGGGUGAACUGCAUCACGAAGUGGUGAACAGCGCCUACGAAGUCAUUCGUCUGAAGGGUUACACCUCGUGGGCUAUCGGUUUGAGUGUGGCCUCGCUGGCAUCUGCCAUUCUGCGCAACACGUACAAUGUCCAUGCGGUUUCCACGCUGGUAAAGGGCGAACACGGCGUCACUGACGAAGUCUACCUUUCGCUGCCAUGCGUUCUGGGCCGGAAUGGAGUUAGCCACGUGGUGAAACAAAUUCUCACUCCGGAAGAAACGAAGAAGCUGCAAGCAUCUGCCACGCUGAUGGCGCAGGUCCAGGGUGGAAUCAAAUUCUAA